Molecule: messenger RNA, 5888 nt
Organism: Toxoplasma gondii ME49
Lineage: Eukaryota; Apicomplexa; Conoidasida; Eucoccidiorida; Sarcocystidae
Exons: 4
Coding region: 755-5401 (1548 amino acids)
Source: RefSeq, a predicted model, not a curated record
CGCGCAGACGGUGGAACUUUUUGUCAACAAGGAGAGAAAAUGUGUUUUGUGACGAAGCGGCGCUUCCGAUUGACUCUCAAAAAGCGCUCUUUUGGUCCUGUCCAGCGAAUUGUCUUGGCGGAAAGAAACCUUUUCUCGCAGUGUGCGAGACCUAACUCGGACAAGGCAGGUCAACGACGUGACGGUCUGUUUCCCGGCUGCUUCCAACGCGCUUUGCUUUAGGAAUAGACUCCUUCGUACUUCUUUUUUUCCUUGUCUCACACAUUUUUCGGAUCGUGUUCUUUUCGUGAAAAUCGACUGUCUUGCCAUGUUCUCCGCCACUUUAGGCACGGGGCUUGCGCGCGUCCGCCCCGGCCUCGCUGCUUGCUCGGCGCAAGCGCCCUUCGCAUUCAACUGCUUUUGUCUUCCUGUCUGAAGCUUCGCGUUUCACCUCUGAGCGACCCGUGGCGAGCAAGCGACUGAAAGGACGGAGCAAAUCGAGUGCGAGAAGGCGCCCGACGUGGAACGCGAAAAGUCCAGACAAGCACUCCUCUGAGAACUUCCGUGGAAUCGUCAGAAUGGAGUAGAUGCAAGACGAAAGCGACAGACAGACGGAACGAACCAGGUGAAGCUGUUCACUCUGAGAAGUCUCUCUACACUGGGUUUGUUCCGACAGAAUCCUUCUGCCCGUCUGCGACCCAUUGUGUCCUCACAGCCGUCGUUCCCCUUUUAACUCCCUUUUCGUUCUCCUUUCCUUCUCCCGCCUCCCUGCAACAUGUUGAGGACGUUUUCUUCCUCGGCUGCUUCUUUGGCAGCUCCUUCAAAGUCCCAACAGCCAGCAGAAGGCGGUUCCGCCGGAGUCGCCCUUUCAGGCUCCGACUCUACUCGACCUUGCCAAGGAACGCUUCUUUUGCCAGCAUCAUCUUCUUCUUCACGACUCUCGAGGAGCCUUUCUCAACCUGUGGCUAGCGCCAAGCUUCUUCCCCACCUCCCUUCUUCGUCGUCGUCUUCUGCCCUUCCGUCCUCUCACUGUUCGCCAACUUCUGCAGAAACUCCUGCGCGGGGAGGCACUGCCCGCGUCGAGGUUUCUCUCACGGAGUCUGGAUGUUUCGCGAGUCAAAAAGUCAGAGAGGAUCACAAGGGAACCCAACAAGGAGGCGGAACUUUAUCGUUUUCGAAAGAGACAAGAAACAGAGACAGGGGAGACGGAGAAGAACACGACGCGAAGGAGACUGCUCGAGUCUCAGAGACCUCAAUGAAGACCGACUAUCCACUUGUUCUCGAAGCCUCUCGAAUCGCUUCUUCUCUCUCCUCCCGCUCUUCCUCUUCUCUCGUCUCUUCUUCUGCAAGUCUCUCGAGGGGCCUUUCUCACCCUGUGAUGGACGCCAAGCCUCUUCCUCAUCUUCCCUCUUCGUCUCCUCCACCAGCUUUUCCUGCUUCCUUUUACUCUUCCCUCUCUUCCUCUUCUGCUUCUUCUCUUUCUCUUUCUUCUUCUUCCGUUUCUUACGGAGCCUCGGUGGCGUGUGGAGCACCUCCUGGAAGCCCGAUGCUGCAGUCGUGGGGACAAGCAACUUCAGACAAGACGAAGGCCGACAUCUUGGAGAUUCUCUCGAGUUCCUUGGCAGACUUGCGUGACCUGCGGCGACAGGCGCGAGAAAGUGUGGACGGAAGCAAGGAGGCGGCGACGCAAAGUUAUCCCCGCGCGUCCGCGAAUCAGCCGGCCUGCAAGCUCCUGACGCCUGAGGAAGGGCGGGAGCAGACUGUCGCCAAGACUUUCCAGGGAUCUUCCCGGAAGACGUUCGACAAAACUUCCGAGAAGACUUUCGACAAAACUGGAGAGGACAACGGAGAGUCUCUUUCGCGAGAGAGUGCGCAACAGAGAGCGCGCCGCGAAGAAGAGAGGAAAGGGCGACUGAGGGGGGAAAUUCUGAGACUCUGCAAACGAAUGGAGCGUGCAGUCGCUCCUCUGCAAGCGGAAACGGCCGCGAAUGCCUCAGGGCGUCCUCUCCCAGGAGAGACCCAGCGGCGCGAAGAAGAGAUGGAAGUGCAGACGGAAGGAGAGGAAGACAGCGGGGCAAGAGAAGCAGAGGUAACACCGAAAAAGAGCGAGAGGAGAACGAGCAGGGAAGACACUCAGGCGGUCUAUCUGUCCUCCCCGUCGGUGCUCUCUGCUUCUCUUUCUAUCCCCUCGUUGAAGGCGAACGCGAUCGACGAACCGACGCAGGCUUCCGCGCCUCUUCUCUCUCGAGCUUCUCGUGACGAGAGAAACGCCAAUCAGGUUCAAAGUCCUAGCGAACGUACGUCCUCGUCGCUGUCAACCUCCUUCCUCGAGUCGUCUGCCACCGUCGUUCCUGCACCCGGAAACGGAACUCCCUCAGCGUCUCCGGUGCUCCCCACCCUUUCUCAGACUCAAAAGCCUGGAGACGUUCUGCGAGACGAAACCGGCAAAACAGAGAAUUCCUCCCGAGGCGCCCAACACACAGUUCAGACGCCUGAUCCGAACUCUGUCGUUCAAGAAACCUUCGCACGGCCGGCCCUGACGAUCUCUUCCACUCAGCUCCCCUCUUCUUCUCCGUCUUUUUCUUCAUCUUUGUCUGCGCGUCGUGGUGUCUCUGGAGUGGACUCUUCGAAGCGAGAUUCGGGAGCUCCUUCCAACUCUCUUUCUCGUGAAGCUGGCAAUGUCUCUCCUGUGGUUGCCCCAGUUUCGCAUGCCUCGAGUCAGAGAGCGAACCGCCUCUCUGCGAGACCGAGGCCUCCCUUCCCCGCUCUCCCCGCCUCAUGUCCUGCGGCGCCUCCUGCAGAUCUCCUCCGUCUCCGCGAGGCGCAAGUCGCCAGCGUCUUCCGCCCUACGCAAAAGACGAAUUCGCGUUCCUCCUCUGCGUCUCUCGCUCUCCAAAACUACACUGGAUGGCUCAAGCUCCCUUCUUCUUCUCUUUCUCACUCUUCUUCUCUUUCUCACUCUUCUCUCUCCCAUGAUGCUGUUCUUUCUCGCUCUUCUUCUGUGAGUCGAGAGAGGGGAGAGAAGUGGAGAGGCGCGCGGGAGAGCAGCAAAGGUUCGGGCGUUUCUUCUUCGCCUUUGUCUCUGGAGGAAGAAGUUUAUGUAUCUCGACAGACGCUCUCGCAGGCAUGUCCGACGCAGCUCUCGACGCUGUGCGACCGCAGGGGAGGUCGCAUGCGCAUUCAGACGCAGUUGAUGGAGCAGAUCGUCGCGGGGUCGGUGCCCAGACAAGUUUUUGAACAUUUCUAUGGACAGGGCGUCCCCGUCGAGGCGAGCGUGUCUCGCUUUUUAGAAAAACGGCGCAUGCAAAACACCACACGACGCGUCAAGGAACAUCUCGAGAAGAAAGUCCCCGAGUUCUUUGCGUCGAGGGGCAUGGCUCUGGAGGCCUGUUCGCCCCGCGAGGUCUUCCAAGCAGCCUUUCGCUACCUCGAGCAGGUCGCCGUCGCCACCUCGCGCGAGACGACCGGCCGCCGCCGCUCUUCUUUCUCUCUCCCCACUCCUGUCCUCCCUUCUCCUUCCUCUUCUUCCUCUUCUUCCUCUUCUUCCUCGUCUUCUUCGUCUUCUUCACCGUCGUCUUCCUCGCUCUCUUCUUCUACCUCGGCUUCCUUUUUUGCGUCGCUGCAUGCGACCGCACGCGGGGCGUAUCUGUCGCAGGCUGCGUUUUGCGAGGCCCUGGAGGUUUUGAGUUGGUGGCCAAAAGAAUUAAAUGAAUGCGACAAAAAAGAAGUUUUCCUCGCCCUUGCGCUAGCUGACGAAGAAGUCCACGGCAAAGCUCGGCUGGCAAGGGAGCGCCUCCUGCCCCAGGGCGUCACCGAACGUGGCUGGCUGCUCGGUUUCUUGACGCUGCCCUACAACCUCCCAGACUGGCCUGUGACCGUGGACUUGCUUCCUGUGGACCCUCGGCGCAGGCCGGCGUUGCCGUUUCUCUCCAUGUCUCCCGCAAUUUCGGCUGCGCCUGCGCUCCGCUGUUCGCCAUUUCUGCUGGUGCAUGCGCCGCAGGACGCGGCCGGCCGCAGCCCCUCGACUUGUUUGUGCGGUUUUCUCCAUCUGUGCCGCCUCGCGCUUCUGAUCUGCUCGGCUUUCGGGGAGAAAGUCGGACCGCGCUUCCCCGGCCUGCUGCUUCGUCUGUCGGAGCGCGCGAGCGGCGCGGCUGCGGGCGGCGCAGGGAAGCCUGCAGCUUGUCGAGACGCUGCGACGGUUCUCGAGGAAGAACGGAGACAAGCGGAGAGUCUUGCUGCGCCGCUCGACGUUUCUGCAUAUUUGCCCUCGGAGCUCGUUCUCCCCGCGUCUGCAGGAAGAGAGAAGGACCGUCGCGGGAGGGCGAGUUCGCGCGAAGAGAAGAAGAAAUCGCGGAGCGCGACGGACGCGGACUCCCAGGAAGAACACAAAACCACCCGAAGAAAGUGCAAGGUUCCCGCGUGGCAUCUCUGCCAGGACAUGCUGCUGAGUCGCCUGGUGUCUCUGGAGGAGGUUCAGGCGAGUCUCGACUUGUUGUGUCCUUCGCCGUGGGUUCUAGCGGCUCUCCACUUGCUGAUUGGCGUCACCUCUCGCGCUCUCUCCACAGCAGAGUGGUAUUCGCUUCUCCAUCCAUGCUCGCCGUUAGCUGAGCCUCUGGACCUCGAAAAAAUCUCCGCGCGCUUCGACCUCGAAAAUCCUCUCCCUUCCUUCUCCUCCUCCUCCACCUCCUUCUCGUCUCCCUCCUUCAUCAAAAACAACUUCCUCUCCUUCUUCUCACUCUCCUCUCGAUCUGCUUCUUCUUCGUCUCCUUCUUCUCCUUCUGCCUCUUUUUGUGGCGUCGUCGACGUUUGCUGGGGUUGCGGAGUAAAGGCACACGCGAGGCCUACGCGUCUGCAGCAGGAACGCGACGCGUCGAGCAAGUCUGAGCAGAAGUUUUCUUUUCCACCUGGGGAGAAGGCGCCCGAGACGCAGAGCCGCCUGAGCCUGCACUGGCUGUCCUUCGAGAGGAAAGGCGGCCGACGCGGGAAGAAAGGCACGACUUUUCUGUCCGCCGCCAAGACGCCGGAAGACAGAGACGCCUGCGGCGAGGCGUCGGCCGAAGCGCCUGGGGCCUUGUCGCGGACUCUGCCUUUCUUCGAAAUGCUGUCGGAUGACGAACGGACUGUCCUCCUCAACAAGGAGCGGGUGUACCUCCAGACGUUGCGUUGUCUCGCCUCCUUGCUCGCAGACUGCGCCGCUUCAGAAGCUACGCAAAAAGCAGUGAAUCGAUUGACGACUGCAGCCGUCAGUCCCUCGCUCAUCGAACCUGGGAUGCCGCCCGGAGGCAGCCAGGCUCUCCUCUCGCUCGUCAACGCAGGCGGAUCGUGUUGCUUCGACGUCUACGCGCUCCACGCAUGCGUCAAAGUCUUCUUCGCCAUUGCUACGAAAUCGCGUCUCUUCUCGCUCUUACACGACCUUCUUUAAGCGAAGAGUCGAACCUCGGGAUGAACAUGCUCACAAACACUCAAAUACGUUCUCAUACGUAUACGUAUAUAUACAUAUAUGUAUGCAGGUAAACAUAUACAUCAUACAUGUAAAUAUAUACACAUAUACAUAUAUAUAUGUAUGUAAAUAUAUACAGAUAUAUACAAGUAAAUUUAUACAUACAUAUGUAUCUAUCUAUAUAUAUAUAUAUCUAUGUGAUGACGAAGGGAUGUUGGUAGAUGUGGAAGGAUCUGUCUCGAUUUGUGAUUUCUUGUCGAUUUGUAUUUUGUUAAGCAAAUCUCUUUCAUUUUAAAAUGCAUCUCCUUUUGUACUUGACUUUCGAUUUCGUUAUUGUCACCCCUUGGGGGAACGCCGGUGUCGCAAAAGGCAGAGCUGGCAGCUGUCUACGAAUCUCUCAACUCGCGAUUUCUCUCCAGUCAUUUUAUGCACUCGUCCUCGCUUCUCUUCCGUCUCUCCGAUUCCUGGA